AUGGUCCUUCGCCGUAGGCACAGCCAUGAGACCUGCAGGAAGAAGCUCACUGAUGACCUUGACAAGAGCAGCAUUGCCAAAUAUGCCCUGGGGACAGAAUCACCCCUGGCUGAGAACCACCACUCCGGAGCAAUCGGCCAUCCGCUCUUGCCUCGCUCGUUCGAAGGUGUGCGGAGCGCGGGGGAAGUUGGGACCACAGGCCUCCGCCGCGCACUAGACGCGCCCCGGGGCCGCCCAGCCAGGUCCAGGUUGGAGGGGGCGGUCCCGGCGGCGGGCGCAGGCGCNGCGCUCCCCAACAGCGGCGGCGCGGGGGCGCCGUCGGGCACGGUCCCCGUGCUCUUCUGCUUCUCGGUCUUCGCGCGGCCCUCGUCCGUGCCGCACGGCGCAGGCUACGAGCUGCUCAUCCAGAAGUUCCUCAGCCUGUACGGCGACCAGAUCGACAUGCACCGCAAAUUCGUGGUACAGCUCUUCGCCGAGGAGUGGGGCCAGUACGUGGACCUGCCCAAGGGCUUCGCGGUGAGCGAGCGUUGCAAGGUCCGGCUCGUGCCGCUUCAGAUCCAGCUCACCACCCUGGGAAAUCUUACACCUUCAAGCACUGUGUUUUUCUGCUGUGAUAUGCAGGAACGAUUCAGACCAGCCAUCAAGUAUUUUGGGGAUAUUAUUAGUGUGGGACAAAGAUUGUUACAAGGGGCCCGGAUGUUAGGAAUUCCAGUUAUUGUAACGGAACAGUACCCUAAAGGUCUUGGAAGCACCGUUCAAGAAAUUGAUCUAACAGGUGUAAAACUGGUCCUUCCGAAGACCAGGUUCUCAAUGGUGAUACCCGAAGUAGAAGCAGCGUUAGCCGAGAUCCCUGGAGUCAGGAGUGUCGUGUUGUUUGGAGUAGAAACUCACGUGUGCAUCCAGCAAACAGCUCUGGAGCUAGUUGGCCGAGGUAUUGAGGUUCAUAUUGUUGCUGAUGCCACCUCAUCGAGGAGCAUGAUGGACCGGAUGUUUGCUCUCGAGCGUCUUGCUCGAACCGGCAUCAUAGUGACUACGAGUGAGGCUGUUCUGCUACAGCUGGUGGCAGAUAAAGACCAUCCCAAAUUCAAGGAAAUUCAGAAUUUAAUUAAGGCGAGUGCUCCAGAGUCGGGCCUGCUUUCCAAAGUAUAAGGACAUUUGAAGGACUGGUAUGCUACUCACCAUCAGGUGACAGGACUGCAAGCCCAGACGAGCUCUUGUCUCUCCUAGAAUUAAAAUGUUAAAGUCAAAAUGUGGCUCCUUUAUUGCGCCUCUUAGUCAAACAUAACCAGUUAGGCCAUUUGGAUACCAGCGUUUAGUUACAAAUGUCAAAGGCUUCAGGUGCUGCCUACCUUCUUUUUUUUUGUCAAUGUGCUUUUAUUUAUUAAAAAAAAUUAUAAUGGAGGUGCCUGUUUUGUGUAUACUGUAUCCACUGGUCAUUAUUUUUUAAAGUGAGUACUCUUGUGACGUGUCCUUAAAUUGUGCGCUGUAAAGAAAACAACGUACCGAUAAUGGUUUGACUUUCGUAGUAUUGUUAAGAUGUCUGUUGUGGUGUGGACUCAGUGCUUUUACUUUACAGGUAGAUUGAAAUAGGAUUAUUAGGUGAGAAUUUCAAACAGGCCUGUGGAUCAUGCUACCCCUUGAUCUAACCAAACAAAUGUAUAUUGAAUAAUUAUAUGUCUUUCUUGAUAAUGCUUGUUUUCUUAUUCUAGUCACUAUCACUGAUUCUCUGUUAAUGGUCUCUUUUUUUUUUUUUUUCAAAGCAGAAUCUUUUAUUUAGAAAUUCUUAUUGGGCCAUUCUUUGUUUUAAUUUUGCAAACAGAGUGGUUUACAAUGUUAUAAAAUUAGUGGAGAACUGUUUUAAAUUUUUGACUUUGGCUGAAUGUGUUUACAACAAUGUUGAAUACAUCUAAUAUGCACCAGAUUUAGCAGAGAGUUACAAGCUGGAUAAAAUGGAGUUUUCAAACAUCCAUAUUCUUAUUCGGUAUUUUCUCUACCUACCCUCCAAAUAUUACAGUUAAUGCAAAGGCUUGAGUCAUGAUUUCGUAGUAUUAAUUUUGUAGUCAUUGCUACCCUUCAAUAAAUUUAUUUUCAUUAAAAAUUUAGAGGGUUUUAAAACUUUUUUUUACAUUAUGUGAAAUAUGGAACAUUGCUGUCUUUUAUAUUAAAGUAAUUAAAG
Ailuropoda melanoleuca (giant panda) is the source of this 2176-nucleotide messenger RNA. RefSeq names its product isochorismatase domain containing 1 (gene ISOC1). Lineage: Eukaryota; Metazoa; Chordata; Mammalia; Carnivora; Ursidae. The record is from RefSeq and is a predicted model, not a curated record.